Mandrillus leucophaeus (drill) is the source of this 1120-nucleotide messenger RNA. RefSeq names its product wingless-type MMTV integration site family, member 1 (gene WNT1). Gene Ontology annotation, cellular component: extracellular region. The record is from RefSeq and is a predicted model, not a curated record. Lineage: Eukaryota; Metazoa; Chordata; Mammalia; Primates; Cercopithecidae. Gene Ontology annotation, biological process: multicellular organism development; canonical Wnt signaling pathway; neuron differentiation. The coding region runs from base 1 to 864 and encodes 287 amino acids. The transcript has 5 exons. Gene Ontology annotation, molecular function: frizzled binding; cytokine activity.
AUGGGGCUCUGGGCGCUGUUGCCUGGCUGGGUUUCUGCUACGCUGCUGCUGGCGCUGGCCGCUCUGCCCGCAGCCCUGGCUGCCAACAGCAGUGGCCGAUGGUGGGGUAUUGUGAACGUAGCCUCCUCCACGAACCUGCUGACGGACUCCAAGAGUCUGCAACUGGUACUGGAGCCCAGUCUGCAGCUGUUGAGCCGCAAACAGCGGCGUCUGAUACGCCAAAAUCCGGGGAUCCUGCACAGCGUGAGUGGGGGGCUGCAGAGUGCCGUGCGCGAGUGCAAGUGGCAGUUCCGGAAUCGCCGCUGGAACUGUCCCACUGCUCCAGGGCCCCACCUCUUCGGCAAGAUCGUCAACCGAGGCUGUCGAGAAACGGCGUUUAUCUUCGCUAUCACCUCCGCCGGGGUCACCCAUUCGGUGGCGCGCUCCUGCUCAGAGGGUUCCAUCGAAUCCUGCACGUGUGACUACCGGCGGCGCGGCCCCGGGGGCCCCGACUGGCAUUGGGGGGGCUGCAGCGACAACAUUGACUUCGGCCGCCUCUUCGGCCGGGAGUUCGUGGACUCCGGGGAGAAGGGGCGGGACCUGCGCUUCCUCAUGAACCUUCACAACAACGAGGCUGGCCGUACGACCGUAUUCUCCGAGAUGCGUCAGGAGUGCAAGUGCCACGGGAUGUCCGGAUCCUGCACGGUGCGAACGUGCUGGAUGCGGCUGCCCACCCUGCGCGCCGUGGGCGAUGUGCUGCGCGACCGCUUCGACGGCACGCGCACGCAGCGCGUCACCGAGCGCUGCAACUGCACCUUCCACUGGUGCUGCCACGUCAGCUGCCGCAACUGCACGCACACGCGCGUACUGCACGAGUGUCUGUGAGGCGCUGCGCGGACUUGCCCCCCGGGAACGCUCUCCGCGAGCCCUCCCCCAAACAGACUCGCUGGCACUCAAGACCCGGUUAUUCGCCCACCCGAGUACCUCCAGUCACACUCCCCGCGGUUCAUAUGUAUCCCAUCUCUCCCACUUCCUCCUACCUGGGGACUCCUCAAACCACUUGCCUGGGGCGGCAUGAACCCUCUUGCCAUCCUGAUGGACCUGCCCCGGACCUACCUCCCUCCCUCUCCGCGGGAGACCC